Messenger RNA from Symbiodinium sp. CCMP2456, 954 nucleotides. The record is from the annotation of a GenBank genome assembly. Lineage: Eukaryota; Dinophyceae; Suessiales; Symbiodiniaceae.
AUGGUGCUGCAGGUCCUACCUCAACUUGAAUCGGCAGAGCAUGAAGUUGUCUUGAAGGCCACGGUGGUUCUAUUCCAACGCUUCUGUGGCACAGCAGCAGCUUCGCCGGACCUUGACAAACUCGUACCAGCUGUUAAGGAGCUUGCCUUGCCGACUCUUCUGAAAUUCGGCCAGCAGAUGACGGCUCGUCGAGCUUUUCAGGCAGCUUGUGCAUUGACACCGCUGCUAAAUCGAGCAGCGGUGUUGGCCGCACAGUGCUGUGCCUUAGCAAUCAAAGGGCCUUGGAAAGCGGACGUUGUGUUGCCGUUCUACGAAGCAGUUGCGGAUCUAGAAGAGGUUUUUUCCCGUGCUAUCAUUGCACGUGCAGAAAUGCUGCGACCGUUCGAUGCAUCGAGGAUUUUUGCAUCGCACAAGCACUUCGAGGAAUGCCAAGCGGUGGCCGCCAAAGCUGUGGCUGCUUCGGGCAUUCCGCUCGACGUCUCCACUUCAGAUCUUGCAAGGCUGGCACCUCUUCCGGCCAAGCCGGUCCAUUGCUGGCGCUACGAGCAGCUGAGGCAGUUCUGGGAGACCAGUUGCUCUCAAUACUCGGGGAAAGUUCCGGUCGAUGUUUUGGCGAUCCUGUUGCUCCAAGCAGCAGGAGCAGAGUUGUCAUUGGUCAACCGAGAAGCCUUGAUGCGGCGGCUGCAUGCUUGCGCACAUCGCUCUCAAGGAGAAGUGCUGGCAGCUCAAUGGUCACGCUGUUGGAUCAAGCGCACAGCGAGUGGUUCAUCUUACGGUUGGGUGGAAACUGCGGAUCGAAAGCUUGCUUGCGACAGAGCACCAGGGCCAAACAGAAAAGUUGCAGAUCCCGGCCUUUCGAGCCAGUCCAUGCUCAGUUAUUGGGAGGGCAGGCAACAAGCUUACAUUUUCCCGGCGUCAAAACGUCUUUGCCCGUUACUUUCUCGAGGAGUGUAG